Molecule: messenger RNA, 1208 nt
Organism: Melampsora larici-populina 98AG31
Lineage: Eukaryota; Fungi; Basidiomycota; Pucciniomycetes; Pucciniales; Melampsoraceae
Exons: 4
Coding region: 75-683 (202 amino acids)
Molecular function (GO): protein binding
Source: RefSeq, a predicted model, not a curated record
UUCAAACUUCAUCACAUAUAAAUCAUUCUUCUAAACUAUCUAAAAAUUUGAGACAAUCACAAUUACCACCUGCAAUGGCUAAAGCCAAAGCUGGUCUAGCUAAUUUAAAUGCAGGAGGAAGUUCGAAUGGAGUGAUGAAAAACCGAACAGCAGAAGAUUAUCUACAGUUAGGUAUAGAUGCACAUGAAAAAGGUGAAAUGGAAAGAUCUGCUGGGUUUUUUGAAAGAUCUGCAAGGGAAGGUGGUGGAUGUGGCACAGGAAUGUUAAUGUGGGGAUUAGCAUUGAGACACGGUUGGGGAUGUCAAGUUAAUGAGACUAGAGCGUUUAAAUGGUUACAAAAAGCAGCUGAAAGUGUGGUUGACGAAGUGGAAAGAGUCAAGGCUGAAGGUAAAGAUGAAGCGUUUGCCGUGAAGAAUGAGUUGGUCUUGGCGGUUUAUGAACUUGGUCAAUGUUUUAUGAGAGGUUGGGGUUGUAAGAAAGAUAAAGCUUUGGCUAUUAAUUAUUUCGAGUUAGCUGCAAAAUUAGGAGAUCCAGAUGCUCAACAAGAGUUGGGUUUUUGUUAUUCUAAUGGAAAAGGAACAAAGAAAGAUUUAAAGAAAGCUGCAAAGUAUUAUAGAAUGGCUUCUAAACAAGGAAUUGAAAUGAUGGGAUCUCAAUGGAUUUGGAAAUCAAAGUAUGAUUGAUGAUUCCUUUGGGAUGUUUUGGGGAUUAGGAGGAAGUAGAAAUUUUGCAAGGUUUUUUUUUGUGGUUUUGAGAUGCUUCCACUUUCAUGCUUCUGAUCUUUUUUUUUCGUCGUUUUUUCUCUCUCUCUUAUUUCUCUUUUUUAUCGCUUUAUGAAAGUUGCAUAUCACAUUAUAUACCCACAACGUUUUUUCUUUUUUUCCCUUUCGUUUCUUCCUUUUGGUGUGAUUUUGGAUAGAAGAAGAAUGAAAUGAUUAUGAUUGCGUGUGUGUGUGUGUUUUAAAGAAAUGAAGAUAUUUCUAAGGACUUGUUUUACUUUUACCUCUUUUUUUUUACAAAAAACUUUAUUUAUUUAUUUUAUUCACAUCUGAUCUUCUUAUAACUUACACUCAUUUUGAUUUUGAUUUUAAUUUUGAUUUCGAUUUUAAUUUCUUUUUUUUAUGCUGAAGAUUAUUUUGAUGUGUGUUUUUUUAGGUUUCUUUUUUCGUAUUUUCUCUUUUGAAAUGAUGUUUUAAUGUUUUUUUUAC